UUUUCCCUCGGCCAGUUCAUUUCUCCCACAUACGAACAUUCAGUUCGCUGCCUCACAAUCUUUGUGUUUUGAACUAACAUUUUACAGAGGAACGCGUCGAUUGUUUCUUUUCACUGAUCGCGAUGUUUAUGGCGUAAUUUGCGUCGGCCGAACUCCCGCGUCGGAGGGGCGCGAGAGGACUACAUCGCCCCGCUCGAGAACAUCGCGUAGAGGAGGGGACGAAGACACACAGGGGGUGUUCACUCGAAAUAUACCAUCCCUUUAAAACAAGGGGGACACGGCGGUGGGGGAGAGAUAGCGGGGCAGAGAAGACGGGAUAAAAAAAGAAAAGGAAGAAAGAGCGAGGGUGGGAGGGUGAGAGUAUUGCAGGGAAAAAAAGGGAAAAAAUGUCAUCAUCUCGAUUGAAAUGCCGAGGCGGAGCCAUGGACGACGGUCGGUGAAGCGUUCGACAAACAGGAAUGAUAUUAAACGCAACGCCGAGGCUCGCACAGAUGUCGCACGGGGCCUGGAUGGAGAACCUUGAAAUAAAAAUUAUGGCAUUAUUUUUACCCACGCCACGCGACCGCUGAGAGCAAACCAGACACUAAAUGCCAUUUAUUUUGAUAAUAUUAUUUUGCAUGAUAACACAGCAGUCUCAUUAACAAGAAAUCAUUACAUGCAGAUAUACAUUUAAUAGCUUUUAAAGCAUGAUAAACCACUGUUGUGACAGUGAAUGACAGCUGUAAACCAAGGUAUCUACAACAAACAAAGUGGAAGGAGAGAUUGGUGAUUCGGAUAAAUUCGACUACUUUGAUCCAAACGGCAUCUGUACGUUUUCACACCUCAAGAUGGAUGCAGCUUGGAGCAAUUUCCUCUUUCAGACUCCGCCUUCACAGUCCCAAUCUGAGGCGACCCUCCAAUCGGAUCUUCUACCGGACCUUACGGAUACCUCUCAGGACCCGCCCCCUGAACAUAUAGACACGCCCCCGUCUACGGUGGACACCGCAGCGCUGAGUGAGGAGCCUGUACCGGUGAAACCAGUUUCUCGUCCCGCCCGACCGGCACACAUCUGCUCCAUAUGUAAUAAGCAGUUUAAGAACAGUUAUAACCUGCGUCGUCACCAGUCUGUCCACACUGGAGUGAAGAUGAAGGACAGAGCAGCUAGAGAGAAAAUAGAUGGCGGGAAGGCUGCACCACGAGUGGAGAGGCAGACCAUCCCUCUUUCUCUUCUCCAACUGACUAUACCUGCCUCCAUACCCACGGCAGUCGACCCCAUGGUCCAUCCUUCCCCAAUCAGCAAUCAGCAGCUAGAGACUGUUGCCCUCUCUAUUGCCCCAGCAACGGUUGCCAUGACAGUGACCCAACCUCUCCCUACUGCAGUGGUUGUUACUGGGACAAUGGUGCAGGCUGCUCCAAAUAACAACACCAACGAUAACCUGAAUAAUCCCACCCCGAUACAAAUAUCUUUCCCGAUAACAAACCCACUGCCAGUAAAUCCAGCUCCCAUUCCUAAUCUUAAAUCCAACCCAGUAAGAAAGAACCAUGCUUGUGAGGCAUGUGGGAAGGCGUUCAGGGAUGUGUACCAUCUUAACCGGCAUCGGUUGUCCCAUUCGGAUGAAAAGCCUUACUCCUGUCCCAUCUGCCAACAGCGGUUUAAGAGAAAGGAUCGUAUGAGUUAUCAUGUUAGGUCACAUCAGGGAGGGGUGGAAAAACCAUAUGUGUGUCCCCACUGUGCCAAGGGCUUCUCACGGCCUGACCAUCUCAACAGUCAUGUGCGACAGGUGCACUCCACAGAAAGACCCUUCAAAUGUCCGACAUGCGAAUCUGCGUUCGCUACUAAAGACCGGUUACGAGCUCAUAUGAUCAGACAUGAGGACAAGGUUCCCUGCCAUAUCUGUGGCAAACUUCUCUCCCCUGCUUACAUCACAGAUCACAUGAGAGUCCAUAACCAAUCACAGCAUCAUGUCUGCCACCUUUGCAACCGCAGUUUCACCACACUGACAUACCUGCGUGUACAUGCUCAGAAGCACCAUGGGCAAGAGUGGAAGGAGAGUGGGGUCGGCCGUGGCUGCGGCCCAGGUGGGGUGCUGUUAUGCCAGCUGUGUGGGGUGCACUGUAAGACGCCCACGCAGCUCCAGGGCCACAUGGCCAUCCAUGCCAACCAGACAGACCCCAAUGUCCCUUGCCCCAUCAGCAGCAGCAGUUCAGUGGCAACUGUGGGUGGAGCCACUUCUGUGUCCAGCUCUCCAGUCACGGUUGGACUGCUGGUGACUGACUGCUCCAGCAUUGCUCCUCAGAGCCACAGCUAGCCAACAGCACACAUUUAGGAAGGAGGGAGGGAUGAAUGAGGCGGGGAUUAAUGGGUGGGAGGGGAGAAAAGUGGACAAGAGGAUUGGCCUAACCUGGACAGGCUGCCAUGGAAAUGCCAACACAAAGAUUGCCAUAGAAACCUACCCAUAACCCCACCCCUUUCAUCCACCUCAAAUCUUGCUGGCACUGUGCUAGAACUGAAUAACUCUCUUCAAAGUAGUAUGAUAUUUGAAUGAACUCAAGAAACAUCAACCUGCUUCAAAUUCACUUUAAUGUGCAGAUGGAACAGCAAAUCCUACUGGAUUAGUUGUCCUUCAUAUGCUUUGAGCUGGUCUGGUUUUGAAGAAGAGCUGCAUGUUUCUAUGAAGAUCUGAUGGAAACCUGGGUUGGAAGUCAAUACAUUUCCUUCCAAAAUCCCCACUGAGAGAUCACUCUGGUUUUAAAUGUAGGCUGUUAUUAAGUGCCGUCCCAGUUCAUCACGACAAUUCCAGUGUUGAGGAAUGUAGAACACUGAGAGGAAUUGACACAUUAUGCCUUCCAACCAUUUCCUUAUAUCGUAAUGGGUUCGAUCAAACUGACUGCUACAUAUGAUCUUGAAGAAAAAAAGAGAUGCAUUUCAUAAAUGAAUUUACUCUGUUGUAAGAGAUCAUUCCAUCUUAAAUGAUCUUUACAUGACAUCUUCACAGAACUAUUUAUGGGAUCAAGUAUGGUGCCAUUUCCUCUCAUGCAUCCCUGCAAAGGGUUGUAAAGGUUUAAAACUUGUUCACAUGGACAAAAUAUUUAUAUUUGUAAUGUAUGUAGUAUAUAUGAACACUAAAAAAAUGAAUCUAUUGUUCAAUGCCUCCUAUGAUCAUUUUCACGAUGCUUAUUGAUCGUGAUUUAUCUCCUCCUUUUUUGACUAAAGUCAUUAAACAAAUGUAAUAAUGUUGAUUAAGCUGCAUAAGAUCUGUAACCUAUGUUUCCAGUUCUGUUUGUGUUGACGCUUGUUAAACGGCAGUAUGUGUUGGUGUGGCUGUACUUUUAUCCUAAUUAAUCUCUGUACAAUGAUCUUGCACCUAAUUAUACUGAAUUGAACUGCAGCAUCUGUUGCUCUAUUGGGAUAUAUCAUAUUAUGUACAGUAUGUCGAGUCACCUGGUGCUUUUGUGGUACACUUUGGCAUCCCAUUUUUUUUUUUUAAAGCAUGACAUGCACAAAUCUUGUGUUUAUAUAUAUAUAUAUAUAUAUAUAUAUAUAUAUAUAUAUAUAUAUAUACACUUCGGUCAAAACUUUUGAAACACUUGACUGAAAAAUAGAUCUUAAACAUCUUUUGAUCUGAAGGUGUGUGCUUAAAUGUUUGAUAUUAGAUUUGUAGACAAAAAUAUAAUUGUGCCACCAUAUUAAUUUAAUUCAUUAUAAAACUAAAAAAAAUUUCAAUUCUAUUUAAAUUCAUGACUUGGACCAAAUAAUAAAGAAAAGCAGCCAAUAAGUGCCCAACAUAGAUGGGAACUCCUUCAAUGCUGUUUAAAAAUCAUCCCAGGGUGAUUCCUCAAGAAGUUGUUUGAGAAAAUGUCAAGAGUACAAAAUCUAGGCAAAGGGUGACGACUUUGAAGAUGAUAAAAUAUAACAUAGUUUUGAUUUAUUUUGGAUUUUGUUUAGUCACAACAUAAUUCCCAUAGUUACAUUUAUGUUAUUCCAUAGUUUUGAUGACUUUACUAUUAUUCUAAA
This is a messenger RNA of Xyrauchen texanus (razorback sucker), 3994 nucleotides long. RefSeq names its product vascular endothelial zinc finger 1 (gene maza). The transcript has 9 exons. Lineage: Eukaryota; Metazoa; Chordata; Actinopteri; Cypriniformes; Catostomidae. The coding region runs from base 828 to 2288 and encodes 486 amino acids. Gene Ontology annotation, molecular function: RNA polymerase II cis-regulatory region sequence-specific DNA binding; DNA-binding transcription factor activity. Gene Ontology annotation, biological process: regulation of transcription by RNA polymerase II. The record is from RefSeq and is a predicted model, not a curated record.